AUGAUGGAUCAAAGUAAUUUAAAUGCUUCGCAGUCAAUGGAAAGACCAAUUGUGCUUUCACCUCCACCAUUAGAUCGACAUGGCGGAAGUAGUGGGCAGCAUCUUACUUUUAACAACAGCACUGAACCAAACGAUGGAUACGAUCUACAACAUGAAUUUGAUGCUCUAGCAGCUGAUUUGGAUUUAGAUUUGAACGAUAAAGAGCAGGGAUUAGCUGGGAUGCAAUCUAACAUUACAAACGGGAAGUCUAGUGGUGGAUCCAUGUCAGGUGGCAACGGGCUCUUAGGACCUACAGCAUCCAGCUAUGGGCUAUUGGGUGAAUUUUCUGGGGGCAAGGUGACUCCCAAGUCUUUGCUUACAGCUGAAGACACUGAUUCGCCGCUUGCGGCCACGCUGUCAAUGUCCAACAGUAUGGGGUUACUUGGCUCCAUUACUGGAUCAACUUUCUUGCCUCCACUAGCAUCUGUUCCGAACAGACCUCAAUCUGUGAAUGACUUCUCGCCAUUUAUCAAUCAACAUCAUCAGCAACAUCCUUCUCAGACACUUCUGUCACAGCUCGAUCAAUCAAAUUUUCGUCAGCAAUCUAAGUUUUACGAAACAUUACUGUUUUUCAAUAGCUGGAUUGAGAACUUGAAACCUCAAGAUAGCAUCACUAUGAUCGAGUACUUGUGCAAUAAUUUGCCACUUGAUAUCCUCUUGGCUUUCAAAUCUAAAUUAGAUAAUCAUUUGACUCAUCAAUCUCAAUUGAGCCAGCCUCAAGGUCCAUUCGCCUCACUUUCACCCUAUCUGCUGCAGCCUCUUACUGAUAUAUCUAGUGACAUGGAUGCUUUGCAUUUGAACGAUUCGUUUAGACAACAGCAACAGACCCAGCAACACCAACAUCAUCAUCAUAAGCCGCAAUCCCAACAACCCCAAACACCCCAGCCACAGCAUGCAAAUCAAUACCAUACUCUGUUGCAACAGCCAAAGCCAAAGCCUAAUGCAUUUAAGGCUAGUGGGCACCUCUUUGUUGAUCCAAAGACUCAAAGGCCUAAAUCUGCUGAUCCUAGUAUGAAUGGAAAUUUGCGUUAUAACAACCCUGAGAGAUCCAAGUCACCUACAUCACAUUUAUAUGAAAAGACCAACUUCUUGCAGCUAGCUGCAAAUGCCCAUUCUCCAUCAUUUCAAGCCAAUCAACAGAGCAGUAGUGAUGAUGCUUUGGACAUGUCCGCUCAUGCUACAGUGAAGUUAGGUGCACUUGCUACCAUUAACUCAAGGGUUGCUUUAGAUUCAAACAGAAAGACGCAUCCUCAGUUCAAUGAUCUCCAUUAUGAUCAACCUAGCCAAAUGGCUCGUCAGCAUCACCCACUGCACUUGACUGACCCGAUGCACCGUGUUGGAAACCCUGCCUCAUCUUCUCUGCCAUUCAAGCAUACGAGCGGUCUAGCUCUGAAUAAUAGAUCUCCUCCUUCAAAUAGUCGAGGCUCUAAGAAAUCUAACGCUUUAGAAACCACUGGUUUUGUUUCACAUGACACGGGUGUUCACAAUAAUAAUACAAAUGGUGGAUAUAAUAGUAGUAACAGCAAUAGUAGUAAUUCAAGACAAGCAGCAACAGGUAUCAACUCGACUUCAAACUCUUCUAUGCCUCCGGAGGUUUCUAACAUUGAGCUAUUGAACAACAUACCUGUCUGGUUGAAAUUACUUAGACUACACAAGUACACUGACUGCUUAAAAGACAUUCCAUGGCAAAAAUUGAUUGAAAUGACCGAUCUGGAAUUGGAAGCAAAGGGUGUCAUGGCCCUAGGUGCCAGAAGAAAACUACUCAAGGCAUUUGAUGCUGUUAAAAUAGGUCUUAACGCACCAUAG
This is a messenger RNA of Priceomyces carsonii, 1845 nucleotides long. RefSeq lists its product as uncharacterized. Gene Ontology annotation, molecular function: protein binding; mRNA binding. Gene Ontology annotation, biological process: nuclear-transcribed mRNA poly(A) tail shortening. The coding region runs from base 1 to 1845 and encodes 614 amino acids. NCBI's taxonomy places the organism in Eukaryota, Fungi, Ascomycota, Pichiomycetes, Serinales, Debaryomycetaceae. Gene Ontology annotation, cellular component: P-body. The transcript has a single exon. The record is from RefSeq and is a predicted model, not a curated record.